This is a messenger RNA of Phacochoerus africanus (Common warthog), 2216 nucleotides long. RefSeq names its product signal regulatory protein beta 2 (gene SIRPB2). Bases 116 to 1108 code for a protein of 330 amino acids. The transcript has 5 exons. NCBI's taxonomy places the organism in Eukaryota, Metazoa, Chordata, Mammalia, Artiodactyla, Suidae. The record is from RefSeq and is a predicted model, not a curated record. Gene Ontology annotation, cellular component: plasma membrane.
GCAGCUUUGUCUUGCUGUAGUGAAAACACUUCUCCAAGUAGCCUUGGCCAGAAGAAGCAGAAAACAACUUUCCCAUGUAUCCCAUGUCAGACUCGAACACCCACUGGAGAGAAGAAUGGUGGCCAGUCUAGGGGACCACAGAAGACUCCCCAUACAGUUUGUGAUGCUUACCCCUACCUGCCUGGCUCACUCGCCUCCCUGCUGCUGGCUGCUGGCACUGCUCCUUGUCCUUUCAGGAGCUUCUGAGCGGAGCAACAGGUGUGAGGGGCAGGUUCUACAGCCUGAGGGUCCCAUGUUGGUGGCAGAAGGUGGGACACUCCUGCUGAGGUGUACAGUCACCGGAUCUUGCCCUGAUAACAUGAUAAAAUGGGUCAAGGUGAGCAACAAGGACCAGCAGGAAAUUUACAACUUCAGACAUGGCUUCUUCCCCGGGGUGAUGCCCAUGAUCCUGAAGACACUGGAGCCACUUAACUGUGACUAUUCCAUCUAUAUCCACAACGUCACCAGGGAGCAUGCUGGAACCUACCACUGUGUGAAGUUUGAUGGCUUGCGUGGGCACGCAGAAAAGAAGCUGGACGAGGGCACCUCUGUGCUUGUGAAGAGACCUACGGACACAGAGCCAGACCUCUGGAUCAUCCAACCCCAGGAGCUGGUAUUGGCAACCGCAGGAGACACUGUCUUCCUGAACUGCACGGUGCUUGGAAAUGGUCCCUCAGGACCCAUCAGGUGGUUUCGGGGGACUGGUCUGAGCCGAGAGGCCAUUUACAACUUUAGAGGCAUCUCCCACCCCAAUGUGACAGCAGUUCAGGCCUCCAACAGCGAUUUCAGCAUUCUUCUUCAUGGCAUCUCCACUGAGGAUUCAGGCACUUACUACUGUGUAAAGUUUCAGAGGAAACACAACAGGCAGUACCUAUCUGGACAGGGCACCAGGCUGAGAGUGAAAGCAAAGCCCACUCCUCCCCAAGAGCCAGAAUUCACCAAUGUACAUGCAGCCAAGUUAUUUCCAUCAGGCCUCCUGUCUGUGUUCAUACCUGCAGUCCUGGGCCUGAAAGCAGUGACCUUGGCCGCACUUCUGCUGGCCCUGAUUGCCCGCCAGAAGAGCCUUUAACAAGGAGACGUCAAAACUGCAGGCCCAGCAGAGCUGUGCUCUCCUUAGCAUGGGGCACAGGGUAGGGAUGAAUGAGGAGUCAGCCCUGGAGUGGGUCCUCUGAGUCAAAGAGGGCCCGGGACUCCCCAGCUGUUGCUCUGCUUCCAGUUCCAGCCUCCAGAUGCCCUCAGGCCUCAUGGUGAACUCUGGGAUCCCUACAUCUGGUUUCAGUAGAUAACCAGUGAUCUCCACUUCCAUGGCAUAGAGGCAGCUUCUUACUUGCUCUGUGGGCUUGCUGAGCUCAAUUCUGAGCUGAAAUGACACGUCUUUGUACCACCACCUCCCCUAGGGUAGCAUAAUGGUGGGCAGUAACUCUCAAGAAGAGUAUACGUUGCCCCCCAGGGGAUAGGUGGCAAUGUGUAGAGAUGUUUUUAAUUGUCGCAAAUGAAGGUCCUAUUGCCACCUAGCAGGUAGAGGUGAGGGAUGCUGCUAAAUAUCCUAUAAUGCACAUAGCAGACCCCACAAAGCAGAGUUAUCUGGCCCAAAGUGUUAGUAGUACUGAGGUUAAGAAGCCCUGGUAUAGAGGAAAGCGUGAAUCCACCUGAUUUCUAACCCUGAAGCUCCCAUCCCCUCCCUGUGUGCCAUUAGUAACUAAUGAGUCACUGCACCUCUUGGAACAUUGGAGAAAACAAUGUGGACUCUGCAGUGUACAAGAAACAAUUCGAGGAGUUCCCAUCAUGGCUCAGUGGUUAACGAAUCUGACUCAGAACCAUGAGGUUGCGGGUUCGGUCCCUGCCCUUGCUCAGUGGGUUCAGGAUCCGGCGUUGCUGUGAGCUGUGGUGCAGGUUGCAGAUGCAGCUCGGAUCCCGCGUUGCUGUAGCUCUGACGUAGGCUGGGGGCUACAGCUUUGAUUCGACCCCUAGCCUGGGAAGAAACAACUCGAUUCAACACAGCCUCAGGGCUUACUAUGUGCUCUGUGUAUACUCAGUACACACGAACUCUCUUCUCUUUCCAUGAGAACAUUUACUAGUACCUAUUAUGUGGGGGAGUGGAUUAGCCUGGAUGUUUUUCAUUACAACAAACAGAAAAACAGCUGGAACUAAACUAAGCCUAAGGGGCCAUUAAUCUA